AGCAAUUGCUAAUGGAUGCGCAGAACUUACACAUCUGAAGUUAGUGGUUGCACCAUAUUGGGAACUAUCGGAAUUGAGUCCAUUGGAAGAUCUUGCCCGCACCUAACUGAAUUAUUUUUGAUGUAUUAUCAAAGAGUUGGCAGUCCUGCUUUUCUUGAAAUUGGGAGAGGCUGUAAAUUCUUGCAAGCCCUUCACUUGGUCGAUUGUGCCAGUAUUGGAGAUGAUGCCAUCUGUAGCAUAGCUGAAGGCUGCAGAAAUCUGAAGAAACUUCACGUUCGCCGUUGUUACGAGAUUGGAAACAAGGGAAUUAUAGCUGUUGGGGAAUAUUGUAAGUCUCUCACAGAGCUCAGCCUUCGUUUUUGUGAUAGGGUGGGGGAUGAAGCCCUUAUUGCCAUUGGUAAGGGCUGCCCCUUACAGCACCUAAAUAUCAGCGGCUGCCAUCAAGUUAGUGAUGCUGGAAUAAUUGCUAUUGCAAGGGGUUGCCCUCAGCUCAGUUACCUAGAUAUAAGUGUUCUUCAGAAUUUGAGGGAUAUUGCAUUGGCUGAACUAGGAGAAGGAUGCCCGCUACUCAACUAUUUAGUAUUGUCACAUUGUCGUGAAAUAACUGAUGUUGGUUUAGCUCAUCUUGUCAAAAACUGCAGUUUGCUUGAGACCUGUCAAAUGGUUUACUGUCCUAGUAUAACUGCAGCUGGAGUUGCCACCAUUGUUUCCAGUUGUCCCAAUAUAAAGAAGGUUUUGGUCGAAAAAUGGAAACCUAGUCAAAGGACUAAACGCAAGGCAAGUGCAAUACUCCAUUAUCUCUGUGUGGAUCUUUAGGCCUGCACAUGUAAAGUCUGCAUCAAUGCUAUGUUAUAGAUAUAGUAUCAAAGCUGAAGAGAGCUAUAAAAUUUUUGGUGUUUAAGAGGAUGAGGACGGGAAUGUAUUUAUAGUUACCUAUCAUUUAGUGAUUUAUUGUAUUUUAUUAUGUGAAGGUCACCUUUGGUUUACCUA
Molecule: messenger RNA, 990 nt
Organism: Carica papaya (papaya)
Lineage: Eukaryota; Viridiplantae; Streptophyta; Magnoliopsida; Brassicales; Caricaceae
Source: RefSeq, a predicted model, not a curated record